CGAGGGUAUGGACAUUGAAUGUGUCAGGAAUUUAAUGAAACUUAAACGCUUGAAUGCUGUUAAUAUGGCUUGGUGCAGCUUAGACACGGAAUCGAUGACGUUACUUUGUAAAUCGCUACCUUCGUCCGUUACACGAUUAAAUAUAGCUGGAUGCAGGAAAACGAUGACCGACGACAGUAUCAGGGAUUUAGUGAAAAGUUGCCCGGAUAUAGUGGAAUUGGAUCUGAGCGAUUGUACGAUGCUCACAAUGAACACCGUCCGUAACUUACUAGAGUUAACCAGAAUAGAACAUUUAUCGUUGAGUCGGUGCUAUGGUAUACCGCCCUCGACCUACCAAAAGUUAUCGUACAUGCCCUCUUUGUUGUAUUUGGAUAUUUUUGGUUUAAUGUCGGAACAAAUACUGAAAAAUUUACAACUUGGCUGUGGCGAAACUCAACUGAACAAGUUUCUGUAUAGUUCCGUUGCGCGACCGACGGUCGGUGUCCGUAGAACAAGUAUAUGGGGACUCCGUGUUAGAGAUUGAAACGUCUACGGUUUAGCAUUUUCUUUGUAAAAAUGUAACAGGCUGACCAAGACAAGUAUAAUAGACCAAAGUGAAAUUGGUAGACUGUAUGUAAUGUUGUGCCUUUAAAGUGUCUUUUCAUCGAGAGACUGAUGAUUUUACGGCACUACCGAAACGAACCUACUAUAAUUCAACGAGCACUUUGUACGAUAUAUUUUAGUCUUUCCUCUUUAAGUCGAAGACAUUAUAAUCGCAUAUAGAAUUGUGCUGGAGGGAGAAGCAUGCUCAAGCCAUAGAACCUCGGUACCUAGUACUUUGUCUCUGAUCGUAUUAAUAGUUUAUUUUGCGGCUUUUUGUCUGCCCAGUUGUGAAAAACGAUUAGGUAUAUAAAGAAAACUUGUAUUUUCUUUUCAUUAAGAUUUGAAGAAAAACUCGCUUUCGACUGAAUACAGCUAAUACACGUUCACAACGCGUAGUUUGUUUUAACGUUGAUUGAUUUAGCAUAGAUAUAUUAUGAAAAAUGGUAAUUGUGAGAUUCUAUGAAACUGAAAUUACCAACUACUAUUACUAUUAUACCUAAACAAUCUUUUUUAUUUUUUGCGAAAUUGCUUAUUUCUUAAUUAUAUUUUAAUUUAACCUAUCAGGAUUCAAAGAAAUUCCGUUGUAAUAUUGUAAAAAGUGUCUGUUAACCAAACAAUGAAUCAAAGUGUUUAAUAAAUAACAGUAACAAAAA
Megalopta genalis is the source of this 1235-nucleotide messenger RNA. NCBI's taxonomy places the organism in Eukaryota, Metazoa, Arthropoda, Insecta, Hymenoptera, Halictidae. The record is from RefSeq and is a predicted model, not a curated record.